Dunckerocampus dactyliophorus (ringed pipefish) is the source of this 5704-nucleotide messenger RNA. Its product is annotated as paired box protein Pax-7-like. Gene Ontology annotation, molecular function: DNA-binding transcription factor activity, RNA polymerase II-specific; RNA polymerase II cis-regulatory region sequence-specific DNA binding. NCBI's taxonomy places the organism in Eukaryota, Metazoa, Chordata, Actinopteri, Syngnathiformes, Syngnathidae. Gene Ontology annotation, biological process: regulation of transcription by RNA polymerase II; anatomical structure development. The transcript is spliced from 9 exons. The coding region runs from base 256 to 1803 and encodes 515 amino acids. The record is from RefSeq and is a predicted model, not a curated record.
GCCCUCCACAAGUUCACCAAGGCCGCGCAAAGUAGCCCGUCGUGCACACCGUGUGUGACACAUGACCCAUGUAGAUCACCACCACAACUUUCCACGCCCUUGAAUGCUCAUUCUGCAUGCAUCCCGCUGUCUUCUGCAACACUGGACCUCUCAAAGUGGCUUCUACCUUUCUCUGGGCCCCAACGGGUUUCUUGCUUCUAUUGUGUGUGUGUUUUUGUUUUUUGUUACGUGUAAGCAUUUCAACAGGAGCUAAAAAUGACGUCCUUACCAGGAACAGUGCCGCGAAUGAUGCGCCCGGCCUCUGGACAGAACUACCCACGAACCGGCUUCCCUCUGGAAGUGUCCACUCCUCUAGGCCAGGGACGUGUCAAUCAGCUGGGGGGUGUCUUCAUCAACGGCCGGCCUCUGCCCAACCACAUCCGGCACAAGAUCGUAGAGAUGGCCCACCACGGCAUCCGACCGUGCGUCAUCUCCCGCCAACUGCGGGUCUCCCACGGCUGCGUGUCCAAAAUCUUGUGCCGCUACCAGGAGACCGGCUCCAUCCGGCCCGGAGCUAUAGGAGGCAGUAAACCCAGGCAGAUCGCUACGCCGGACGUGGAGAAAAGGAUCGAACAAUACAAGAGCGACAGCCCGGGAAUAUUCAGCUGGGAAAUCCGAGAUAAAUUACUCAAGGACGGCGUCUGUGACAGAAGCACCGUCCCUUCAGGUGAGACACUCUCUGUGAGUUCAAUCAGUCGAAUACUCCGAGCUCGUUUUGGGAAAAAGGACGACGAAGAGGAGGAGUGCUUUAAAAAGGACGAGGAAGAAGACAAGAAAACCAAACACAGCAUCGAUGGCAUCUUAAGAGACAAAGGAAGUCGAAUGGAUGAAGUGUCUGACGUGGAGUCGGAGCCUGAUCUCCCCUUAAAGAGGAAGCAGCGCAGGAGUCGCACCACGUUUACAGCCGAGCAACUGGAAGAACUGGAGAAGGCUUUUGAAAGAACCCACUACCCUGACAUCUACACUCGGGAGGAGCUGGCCCAGAUGACCAAACUCACUGAGGCCCGGGUCCAGGUGUGGUUCAGCAAUCGCAGGGCCAGGUGGCGGAAACAAGCAGGAGCCAAUCAGCUCACAGCUUUCAACCACCUGUUGCCUAGCGGAUUCCCCCCCACAGGGAUGCCAACACUUCCUGCAUACCAGCUGCCAGACUCGAGCUACCCAAGCAACAUUUUGUCACAAGAUGGUGGAGGUACAGUUCACCGCCCCCAACCACUGCCUCCAUCCACUAUGCACCAGAGUAGUCUGCCCAGCAAUGACAGCACUUCCACCUAUGGUCUCUCUUCAAACCGACAUGGGUUUUCUGGCUACUCGGACACCUUUAUGACAUCUGCAGCGCCGAGCAGCCACGUGAACCCAGUCAGCGCCGGGCUUUCCCCACAGGUGAUGAGCAUCCUGAGUAACCCGAGCGGCGUUUCCUCACAACCACAACACGACUUCUCCGUGUCGCCGCUCCACGGCAUGUUGGAAACCCCUCCAUCUAACGCCGUGUCAGCCCCCAGCGGCCAACGUUCAACAGACGUGUCCAUUAAGACGGCGGACAGCCUGGCAUCCUCCCAGUCCUACUGUCCCCCGACAUACAGCACCACCAACUACAGCGUGGACCCAGCUGUGGCGGCUGUCGGCUACCAGUACAGCCAGUAUGGCCAGACGGCUAUGAACUGUCUGGCCAAGAACGUGGGCCUGUCCAGCCAGCGCAGGAUGAAGCUCUCCGACCACUCAGGUGUUUUGGGACUGCUGCAGGUGGAGACUGGUCAGGCGUAUUAGCACGACUCAGUGACCUCACUGAGUUAACAGCACAACACACACACCUCCUACUGCUGCCAUCCAUUACGCAAUUUCAACACAAUAACGUGAGUACUACAGCGCUACAGAUUCACAAUCAUUUGGCGUAACAUUCGGAUACAGGUGGUCCUCGGGUUACUCUUCUCCUUCCAGAUCUCUUUGUCACAGCGCACGGAAUCCAUGACCCUUCUGCUGGCCUGUCACAAUAACAGGACUACAAAUUAUCGGCGAUAAACGAUUUUAUCGUCAACAUUAUUUUGAUGCCAUUUUUUCAUUACUGUAAUGAUAUGGCAUAAUAAUGCGAGUACACCGAACCCAUUUCUCAGGAGCGUUUACCAUUGUAAUUUGAGACUCUUUCUCUAAAACCUAAUCAUCACGUUACAAAUCUAGUGGUAAUAAUGGACUCAGAUCUGAACUUAAACAGCCACAUUUAAUCAAUAACAUCAGCAGCUUUUUAACACCUUAAAAAAAAUUGCCAAAAUCAGGGGAAUAGCGUCUAAACCAGAUUUAGAGAGACUAAUCCAUGCCUUUGUCUCCAGCAGGCUAGACUACUAUAACAGCCUUCUCACUGGGCUCUCCUAACAAACUGUAAAACAGCUGCAGUCCAUCCAGAAUGCUGCUGCUCGAGUGAUGCCUAGAACCAGGAAAUCUGACCAUAUUAGUCCAGUACUCUAAUCUCUGCACUGCCUUCCUGUCGCUAAGAGAAUAGACUUUAAGACAGCUCUGCUAGGGUAGUCUUUUCAUGGUCGUGUGCCAAAGUGCAUCUCUGACAUGUUAGAGCCACAUGAACCAUCUCGGGCUCUGAGGAGCUCAGGCAGUGGUCUCCUGCGGGUGCCCAGAGUCAGGACUAAACACGGUGAGGCUGCGUUUCAGUUUUAUGCUGCCAAAAUCUGGAACGGUCUUCCAGAAGAUGUGCAACAACCCUCAACUAUGGCAAAGUUCAAUCCAGGCUGAAAACACUUCAACUGCGCAUACGACAACUGAAAGCAUUUAAUCUGCACUCUUCCAUUUUUAUCAUUUCCUAUGUUUUUGUUUUAUGGAAUUUUGUGUCAUGGUUUUAUGUUUUAUGGAUGAUUUUAUAAGCGAUUUUACCUUUCUUUCUCUGUAAAGCACUACCUCGUGUAUGAAUUGUUCUAUAAAUAAACUGCCUUGCCUAAUUGGAAUGUCAAGGGCUUUUAAAUAAAAUAAAUUAAACAAACAACACAAUGAACUGAACAAACAAAAAAGACCAAAAAGACCACUAAAAACAAACUCCCAAUCUCUUUUAGCAAAAUUGCAAAAAUUGCACUUUCAUAAAAAUCACAAUAUUUCCGAUUGUGAAUCAGUGUCACGCUGUUGUCAGAAUACAGUGUUCCCUCGUUUAUCAUGGGGGAUAGGUUCCCAAAACAGCCCGCAAUAGGUGAAAUUUGUGAAGUAGCCGACUAUGUUUUUGUUUUUUUUUGUUUUUUUUACAAUGAUAAUGUUUUAAGGCUUUAAGUAUACAUUUUGUGCCCUUUUCUCAGACAGGCACGAACAUUUUCUCAUAUUUCUCUCAUUUAAACACUCUCAAAGUUCAAAUUGUCAUUUCUUAAUGAUCAACCUUCUAGGUUGGACGCAAGAAAUUAUUAAGUGACUGACGCGUAUUCAUUACAUAACAUUUAUGUACUCCUAUGGCCGCGCCUCUUCACCCUGCCGCCGUUCGUCGGUAGCGUUUUUGUCUCCUUGUUAAAACAUAUCACUCCUGUUGUCGUAUUUUCUUCACACGGUUAGCUUCUUCUGUUCCAUCUAUUGUUUACAGUAUUGGCGGUUAGCAAGCAGCUCACACAGUUAGCUAGUUUGCUAGCCAUGACCACAACAAGAGACGGCACGAAGGAGACUGUUUGACAGUGGUCUACAGCCAAUCAGGUCGCAGAAGAUAAUGGGCGUUGCAGACAGAAGAGAGAGAAUAGCGACAGAGAGACACGUGCUAAGCACAGAACCACAACACUCAACUUCCCACAAAGCAAUUGUACUUAAAGGGCCAGGCUUGGCCUGUAACAGCUGUAAAAACAUUUUUUUUAAAAAGCACAAAAAUUGCACCAAAAAAAAAAGUGUGAAACAGCGAGUCUGCGAAACCGCGAUGAAGUGAGGGAACACUGGAUUGGCAAAAAAACAGAGAAAUAACCCGGAGAUACUCUGAAGUUCACAUUGUGUGUCAGUGCAGACGUCUGCUCAUGUGCACAUACACUUCCUUGAUUCACUUUUAGCAACGUGAGCAAGCAAAAUCCGCUUGAUGCAUAAUGAGGUGUUCCAGAAUCACUAGAACACAAGUUCCAUCGUUUUCUAUUAUUGAUGUGUCUUUGUCACAAAGUCUUUCAUGUCACAAAAUGACGACGCGCAAACGGGCGGAAAUUGACAUCAGAUCGUGUUUUAUACACAACAGGCACGAAGACAGUGUUCGAUCGUGUAGCACACGACACACACAGCUAGCAAGUAGUGCAUUCGCGAGCGUGUAGCGCCACUUCCACCCACUAGGACAAAGAGACUGAAUGACUGACAGGAGGGUUCGCUCGCUCCAUUCAUUCUGCUCCAGAACCAACAUGCUCAGGUGUUGAGACAGGUUUACAUAGUGAAAGCUCGUCAACCAGCAUGUGCGUCAAUAUAUCGAGGCCGGCAAAAUGUCGCAAAUCAAGUUUGCUUUAAUUUAUCUUUCGGUUAAUUGUAUUGAUUAUGGUGGCAGGCGUACCUCUUUAGCAUUCAAUAAUCUUUAUCCUUAAUCCAGUUGGGACUAAAAGAGUGGCCAAUAGUGGUUGGAGUGUUUCCUCUCCCAGAGCUUCUUUAUGAUGUUCAUUUCCACUUCCAUGGUGAUGGCUUUCCUUUUCUUUGGCGCACUGCAGCUUGGGAGACAUAAGGAAGUGCAAAAAGUUCAUUAAUAAGCGAUGUUAUUCUUCCCCAGUGUGGCGCAGCAGGCACGUUUAAGUAGCUCUCAAGCAAGUCUCAUGUUUAUGGACCAAAAUUACGUUUUUAAUUCAUUCUCAGGAGCGCGUUCAGAACCACAAAACGCCGUAAACCGAGAACCACCUGUACAUGGGGGAAUUAUUAUUAAGGUGUCCAAUGGGAUCAUUUAAGCAAGUUACAAUGAAGGCUAUUUUCAAUCAUGUUUUUUAUUUCUUUUUAAUUUAUUCACAGCGGCGUUUGUCUCAGUUACACUGAAUACGCUGGCUACUUUUUAUUUGUUUAACAAAACUGGAAUUUGCAAUCUGUCACGAAAAAGGCAAAAGAAUGUGGUGCGAGUUAUGCAUGUUGUUUUAUCAACACCUUUUGAAUUAGAAUCAUCUAAUAAGUGGAAGACAAUCAACUAUGAUGCGAGUGUCAAGCAAACAUGGAACUCACACCUCUUUUUUUCCAGGCAGUUGCAUGUUCAUACAACGCUCUGCUUAAUGUAAAAAAAAAUGUUAUCUCUGUAACAUGUCGUCAACUUAACAAGAAAUGUCAGGUCGCAAGAAUUUGUACGUGUUUUUAUGUAAGAUUCAUCAAAUGUUGUCAUUUGAGCCACACAUACAGUUUGGCACUAUUGCAGAUGUUCCAUUCAGGCCGAGGAACAACGAGUCGCAUAAAUGAGGAAGAUUAUGACGGACAAAACAAUGAAUAAUCUCAUCUGUGGCUUUUUUUGGUCAUUCAUCCUGCUGUUGUUUCAUGAUGUCAUGUCACUGUCCAACAAAAAGCAUGUAUGUUCAUAUUUUUACCUAAAAAAAAAAAAAAAGAAAAAAGCCCUGACAAAAAUAGAUUUUUGGUGUGUUUUGAAGAUAUGAAUAAUAAAGAUUUUAUUUUGGAGAUACAUGCUUUUUCUUGAACAGCAAUGAAAUUGCCUUUUGUACACACCACUUUAAUUACACUUGGCUUUGGUUAUUUAAUAAAAACAUUU